AUGUCUAAGGAAAAUUGUGCAGAAAAAGGAGAAAUUUGGAGUCUAAGCACAAAUCCACUAAUCUCUCAAACGGGUGUUCCGGUAGCUGGUCAAAAUCAAAGAGCGUCUGGGGAUAUAGGUGAUGAGCAGCGUUCCACUGAAAAAAACACAAUCACACCAAUAUUCGACUCUCUUGAAUCCUCCUCCGCCAGCUCCAUCACCAAUAUGCUAAAUGAAACCACUCACCACCAUGUGAAUGGGGCAUCUCCCGAGCGGUCCACUGAAAAUCAAGGAGUAAAUGAAAUAUGCGAUUCCACUUUAAAAGUCUGCAAGGAUACCCCAACCACCUCAGAAUCUAAUAAUGCCGCCUCCUCCAGUCUCGUGGGUGGCAACUUCUUGCUUAAAAUCCACUCCACUGACCACCAGAAGGAUGCUCAGGAAAAGUCGGUGGCAGAAUCCACCUACUCCACUUCAAUAUCUCCUUGCUCUGAUUCAACCGAAAAGGCUAUUCUGAACUCUCCAGAACCUCUGGGAGCUGAUAAGCCCUCUAAAGCUUACCCCACCUCCCAACCUUCUGAAAUCUCUAAAUCCCAGACCUGUGGUCGAAUAUACAUCCCCGAUCCAAAGCUUCAAAACUUCAAGUCAACCAGUGCCGCCAGUCUUCCACACAAACAGGGGCAUAUUACUCCUCCAAGCAAAUUUCAGCAGCAACAGCCGCAGCAGGAAAGCCGGAUUAGGGUAAACAAGGAUCGGAAGGUAGAAGAAUCCGGUAACUUCAUUCAGCAGCCCUCCGAGUUGACAUAUUUACCACCGGAACCUAACUAUAAGACCGUUACGCCAGCACAGCAAGCUGUAGCAUCUGGUAACACUGCUCCUCAGUCAACCCGAAACCUCAAUGGAAGUCUCCACGGCAACAAUUACUUUUUCGCCUCAUCUAGUCCUUCAGCCAUGACACCAUCGAAUGGGAAUGUUUCAGCUGGAUCAGUGGAUAACUGCAGUAUGAACAUACAGCUGUGUGAACCAAUGAACAAGACCAACCUAAUUGUUAACUACCUUCCACCUUACAUGUCCCAGGAUGAGGUGAAGGCCCUAUUCUCUAGCAUUGGUGAAGUUGAGUCCUGCAAGUUGGUACGAGAAAAGACGUCAGGUGAGAGUUUAGGUUACGCCUUCGUCAAAUUUGUUCGCGCUGCAGACGCAGACAAGGCUAUUCGUACGCUGAACGGGUUGCGACUCCAAAAUAAAACUAUUAAGGUCUCUAUCGCCCGUCCCAGCUCGGAGUCAAUAAAGGGUGCGAAUCUCUACAUCUGUGGACUGCCGCGCAAGAUGACUCAAAGCGAACUGGAAGACCUCUUCUCUCAUUGCGGCAAGAUCAUUACCGCGCGCAUUCUUUACGACAACAAAACGGGCCUCUCUCGUGGUGUAGCAUUCAUUCGAUUCGACCAGCGCCAUGAAGCUGAGCAGGCCAUUCGACGACUCAACGGCUACCAGCCGCCCACUGACCACCCUAGCGCCCCACCCAAUGAGCCAAUUACCGUGAAGUUCGCCAAUUCGCCUAAUUCCAUUCGUCACGACAGCCUCAGCUUGGCUUUGCUGAAACAGGCGGCUCAAUUGCAAUCGGUAGCGGCUUCAGUUGUCACUCCGCCUACACGAUCAGCAGCGUCAGCUGCUGCCAACGCUGUCGCAGCUGCCGGGCUUCUCAGUCCUCUUCAACAGUUCGCCUCCAUUUCCAAUCGCCUAAAGUAUUCUUCCGCGCUGGCCGGUGGUGCUAGCGGUCAGGGUCCCAAUGCGGCUGAUUUGUUGCCCGCUGUGGCAAGUGCUGCAGCUGUUGUGAACCCACUACUAGCUCCUGCGGUUGCUGCAAGUUCAGGAGCCCUCACAGCCACAGGAUGGUGUAUAUUCGUGUAUAAUCUCGCGCCCGAAACGGAGGAGUCUAACCUGUGGCAGCUCUUUGGCCCUUUUGGAGCCGUGCAAACUGUGAAGAUCAUUCGAGAUCCGAGCACCAACAAGUGCAAGGGUUUCGGAUUUGUAACGAUGAGCAACUACGAGGAGGCUCUGUUGGCCAUCCACUCUUUGAAUGGCUUUGCACUAGGCAAUCGAGUUCUUCAGGUCUCCUUCAAGACCACACCGAACCCACGUCUUCGACCACCAACACACACACCACCACCGAACACACUCAGUCCAACUAUGCAAAUGAACCAGUCGGGUGGGAAGAUGAACGAUUCUAUCCAGUCGACUGAAGUCGACACAACAGUGAAGGCACAGCAACUGCUGAAUGAAUCUUCCAACCCUGCCGCUAUUGGAAACGCAAUGCCUGUUCAAAGUGGGGUAAAAUUUUCGCCCCAAAUAGGGCGCCGUUCGGCUAGCAUUUCGUCAGCUGCGGAUUGCUCAAGUCCGGUGGGAAGUCGUUCAAUCUUCAGUCAGAUUAAUUCUGUUGCAAAAUCGGACGUGAAAAGCGACUUGACUGCGGGGAACGAGAUUCAGACGUUUUGUAAUGCUUUUUCAGCUGAAGUCAAUGAUUUCAGCCAGCACAACUCAGCCAAUAUGCCCCUAGAAAGUGGUUCUUUGAGACUGUUUGCGGACACAGAACCAGUACCAAAUGAGUCGAGCAAUAAGGGCCGACCAUCGAGCUUUCAUGAUUGA
Molecule: messenger RNA, 2619 nt
Organism: Echinococcus granulosus
Lineage: Eukaryota; Metazoa; Platyhelminthes; Cestoda; Cyclophyllidea; Taeniidae
Product: ELAV-like protein 2
Exons: 1
Coding region: 1-2619 (872 amino acids)
Cellular component (GO): ribonucleoprotein complex
Molecular function (GO): RNA binding
Source: RefSeq, a predicted model, not a curated record